Molecule: messenger RNA, 2003 nt
Organism: Tilletiaria anomala UBC 951
Lineage: Eukaryota; Fungi; Basidiomycota; Exobasidiomycetes; Georgefischeriales; Tilletiariaceae
Product: putative phosphoribosyl-5-aminoimidazole carboxylase
Exons: 2
Coding region: 116-1948 (610 amino acids)
Biological process (GO): 'de novo' IMP biosynthetic process
Molecular function (GO): metal ion binding; phosphoribosylaminoimidazole carboxylase activity; ATP binding
Source: RefSeq, a predicted model, not a curated record
UGCUCAAGUAGAUACCUCAGAGACGAAGCAAGCAUCGCCGCACUCGACCCUGUGAGCAAGUCAGUACACGCCUUUAGCACUUAUCAGCGGAUAAACCCUCUGCACAUCUGGAAAGAUGGACGGACGUACGGUCGGCGUGCUCGGCGCAGGCCAGCUGGGCCGCAUGUUCGUUGAAGCGGCCUCUCGCUUGAACGUCAAGGUCCUUCUGCUCGACUCGGGCACCGUGUCCCCCGCCAAGCAGAUCAACUACCAACCACAUGAUCCCUCCUCUAGCACCAGCAUCUCCCAGCACGUCGACGGCUCCUUUAGCGACCCGGACAAGAUCAUCGAGCUUGCCAAGCGCGUCGACGUGCUCACUGUCGAAAUAGAGCAUGUCGAUGCGAUGCAGCUCCAGCGCGUGCUCGAUCAGGGACUUGUCAAGGCCGUCCACCCGCUGCCUUCGACCAUCCUCGUCAUCCAGGACAAGUACGAGCAGAAGAUCCACCUUCAGUUGCAUAACAUUCCCGUGGCAGACUUUUUGCCAAUCGAUGACUCGCUCGCCGCAAGCGUCCAAACGGCUGCUGAGCAUUUUGGGUAUCCGCUGAUGCUCAAGUCUCGCACACAAGCAUACGACGGAAAGGGAAAUUACGUUGUCAAGUCUGAAGGUGAUAUUUCUGCAGCAGUGCAAGCUUUAGGGGGCGGAAAGCGUAAGCUCUAUGCUGAGCGCUGGGCCCCCUUCGUCAAGGAGGUGGCCGUCAUGGUCGUUCGCAGUGCGUCGGGCAUCGUCCGCUCCUACCCGGCCGUGGAGACGAUCCACAAGGACAACAUCUGCCACACUGUUUUUGCGCCUCUUCGGCACAGCGACGCCAAUGUGCCUGAGCAAGCACGCGCGAUCGCUGAAAUGGCUGUUGCAACUUUCGGCGGAGCAGGCAUCUUCGGUGUCGAGAUGUUCCUGAUGCCCGACGGCGCGCUGAUCAUCAACGAAAUCGCACCGCGGCCGCACAACAGCGGACAUUACACGAUCGAGGCGUGCGAGACGAGCCAGUACGAGAACCACCUGCGCGCAAUCCUCGACCUGCCGCUCGGCAGCACUGCGCUAAAGGUGCCGAGCGCGGCCAUGCUCAACCUGCUUGGCCUCGCGGACCUUGAAAAGGACGCAGAGGCUCUGAAAAAGACCUACCUCCCUGCGCAUGUCAGCUUGGGGAUACCUGGCGCGACGACACACCUGUACGGCAAGGCUGGCUGCAGGAAGGGGCGCAAAAUGGGCCAUAUCACCAUCGUAGGGCAGAGCGAUGCCGAAGUGGCACAGAGGCUCUUGCCGCUGCAGCGAUCGCUCGACUUUGCGACGCAGGCCGUAGAGAGCAACAGGCCUCUUCCGUCUGAUGCAGUAGCGCGCUUUUCUCUUUCCUCAACACCAGGACCCGCCACGAGCAAAUCCGCUGCGGACUUCAAACACGCGCACCCGCUAGUCGGUAUCAUCAUGGGCUCCGACAGCGACCUGCCCGUGAUGCUGCCGGCCGCAGAGAUCUUGAAGAAGUUCAACGUACCGUUCGAACUGACAAUCGUCUCUGCGCACCGAACGCCGGAUCGCAUGCGCGAAUACGCCCGCAGCGCUCCGGCUCGCGGGCUUAGGGUCGUUAUUGCUGGUGCCGGAGGCGCGGCGCACCUGCCUGGCAUGGUCGCAGCGCAGACGGCGCUACCGGUCAUCGGCGUGCCGGUCAAGGGAAGCACGCUGGAUGGCGUCGAUUCACUGCAUAGCAUUGUGCAGAUGCCCCGCGGCAUUCCAGUUGCGACUGUGGCAAUCAACAACAGUACCAACGCGGCGCUCCUUGCAAUCCGGAUUCUCGCUGCUUCGGAUCCAAAGUACUUGGCUGCCAUGCAGCAGUACAUGGACGACAUGGAGAACGAGGUGCUGGUUAAAGUCGAAAAGCUCAGUGAGCUUGGUUGGGACUAUCUGAGCAGGAAGUGAAUUUUCACAAAGAGAAUGUAGUGUGUUCAAUAGAAUUCACGUGAAGAGAGAGGUU